Molecule: messenger RNA, 5127 nt
Organism: Equus caballus (horse)
Lineage: Eukaryota; Metazoa; Chordata; Mammalia; Perissodactyla; Equidae
Source: RefSeq, a predicted model, not a curated record
CCGAGCUGCGCUGAGUGCGGGCGGGGACAGGUGGCGACUGGACCUCAGCGUCGCUCUUGACUCUAGCUUGCCUUUUAGGAUUUGGAGCAGGGAGCUCGAAACCGGACGUAGGAAACUAGGGUUUGAAUGCUGACUUUGUUGACAACUCGUCGCGAGGCUUUGUCCAGGUGCCUGGCCCUCGAUGGGCCUCAGUUGCUCCUUCUAUAAAAUUCAUGGCAGAAUCCCUCAAAGUGUGGCCUGCCAACGCCCCCUGCCCCCAGAAUCUAUUGUUAACUAGAUCACUGAUAACUAAACUACUAUUAAACAUGCAGUUUCCCGGACUCCAUUCCAGACCUGAGGCCCUGCGGGGAUCUGUGUUUCUAACAACGUUCUCCAGUAAUCCCCAUGAACUCCUUUGAAAACCUGAGGAUUAGAUGGUAUCUGAAGGCCCCUCCCCUCAGACGAUCUCGCCCUGGAUCGAGGCUGUGAGGCGUAUAUGUAGACUUGCCUGAGUUGGGGUGCCCAAUAAUACGACUCCAAUAAUAAUACCAUCCCGCUCCCAACUUCUCUGAAGAUGCCCCAUUUCUAGUCCGGGGUGGGUAUCAUUAUCACGAGCCCAUCUGAGCAGGGAACCGAAACCCAGGGAGAGAACGCAUCUUGCUCUAGAUCACAAAGCCAGUAGAAGGUAGAGCCAGAGUUCAAAGCAGGCCUGAGGACUCCCAGUCCAGUGCUCUCCCCAAGCCUCGCGCGUCCGCCUGCAUUAUGGGAGGGCGAGUGUCCUGGCGGAGGUGGAGCCCCUGCCGGCCGGGGGCCCGAGUUCUGCCCAGGAAGGGGCUGGCCACCCACGGUCCACUGCCCUACUCCGGCACAGGACCCGGGGAGUGAGGGGUGGUCGCCGAGAACUGCGACCUGGCUCCCGGCUCCUGCUGGGGACGGGACCAGAUCCGAGCGACAGGCGAGCGGGCCAAUGCCGGGCGGGUUCUGGGCCUGACAACCAAUCGGAGGCCGGGGCCAAGGAGCGCGCAGCGAGGAGGGGCGCUGGAACGUCGCGGACCCGCCGUGGGUCCCUGCCCUGCCUGCCCCGGCCCAAGGUGGCACAGCAGGUGCUCGCAGCUGCGGGCGGUGGGCCGUAGCGAGGCCCAGCCCGCGGAUUGGAGCAGACAGAGAGGGCGGUCCUCUGGUUGGACCCGCCACCCCUCAUCCUGGGGCCUGGGGGUUACCCCUCGCCCCGGCCUCCUGCCGGUCACCACCACCCCUAGCCUCUCCGGCUGAGCUCCGCGCCCCAGAGAGGAUUAAGUAAGUGCUGAGGUCGCCGCUUCUGUGCAAGAAUGGAGAAAUCACAGUCGCGGAACCGGGAUGGGGAUUGGGGCAGGGAGGACUGAGAAACCCGGUGGAGAACGGAAUGCGGGUUCUCAGAGGUCGUUCCGACCCCUUUCACCCUGGCUUCCUUCUCUUGCUGUUUGAAUCCUGAGACAGUCCCGGACAGUGAUGAGCAGGGCCUUUUCUCUCCUCUGGAUGGAGGAGUAAACUGAGCCCCAGAGCAAGAGUUAAGGGGCUGCCCCAAGGUCACGCCUGGGGUCAGUGGCAGAGCCAAGAAAGAAUCUGGGACUCCUGGUGUUCCCAGACUAGCUGGAGGGAGAGGGCAGAGAGGGAUGAGCCUCUCCCAUCCCAUGUCCCUCUGUCACGCUUGCCCCUUCCUAAGGGGCCGUCAUGGGUGUGUGCACACCUCACACAUACCCAUGCACCUGCACAGGGAGGGACCCCACAUAUACCCACGAGCUAGCACAAGGAGGUAUGUGUGCAGCAUGAGCUGUGUAUCCCUCCUCUCCCUAGGCUUGCCAUUCUGCAGCUUGGCUGGGGCCCCUUCCCAUCCUGCCUUACCCGGGCCCUCUGGCCUGGGAAGACCUAAGCCACAUCCUGGGCUGGAUAUAUCUCCCAUAUUCUGCUCCUGAGGGAGGAGGGAAGGGGAGGAGAAGCAUGUCAGAGUUCCAUCCCUGAUGGCGUUCCAUCCCUGCCUCAGAAGAUAUGCUUCUCUUGCUUUUCUCCUUGUCCCUGGCAGCCCCUAGCUCUCCUAUAGGGGGUCCAAUGACCCCAAGAGCCUGCAGAGAAGCCUUGCCAGAGGAACUCACUUUAACCUCCCUCUCCUUCCUGUCUUCUGGUCUCUCCGCACCUGUCCCCACCCCCACUCCAAGCACAGCCUGGACCACACAGCGGGCUGGGUCCAGGGGCUUGGUGGCUCCCCCUUUCCUAACUGGGUUGGACAAGAGGGAAGAUCUGACAUUUAUUGGGUGCUUACUGUGGGCAGAGGCUAUGCUGAGCUACGUCUUUUCUGGGGACUGGUUCAUCCUGACAUUUCAGUGACGCUAUGACCCUGUGAGGGAGGCAUUCUUAAUAUCCCCACCUUGGACUCAGGAGAACUGAGACAUAGAGUUGGAGACACUUGCCUAGGGUCAUCCAGUUAAGUGGCUGAGCUGGAAUUCAAAGAUAGGCCUGUCUGCCCCUUGGGCCAGUGUUUCCCUCCAGAAAAGGAAAAAGCUGCAGUAUUUUUUUCCCCCGGGCAGGAGGUGAGGGCUAUGGGGGGCAGGGAGUGAAGAGGGGAGGAGCGUGGGGAGUAGGGGGUGGAGGUGGGGUAUUACACAGGGAAGAAACUUUUUCUUUCUAACCUCCCCACUGCCUUUCAUAUCUUCCAAGUCUGUUCACUAUGAUCAUCCUACCCACAAAGAGGGAGCAGGGCUUCAUUUUUGUGUUCCUAAAUCCACAUGGGAACCAUGGAUAUGUAAAGCACAUGUCUUGAUGUUCCCUGAACUUGCCCUUGCCCUCGAACUUUUAUUUCCCCAGUGCCUUCAGAACUUAGGGAGACUUCAUCUCGCAACCAAGUCCCAUCCUCAGGCUCAUGUUUUUAUUCUUUCCUUUCUAGCACCCACGGAGGCAGGGAGUUCCCUUUAUCCAAGGAGGUGGCUGCCAGCAUGGGUGGUGGGGGCCACAGGCUGGAACACUCCUGAUGUCAGAAGUGACUGGGCAGGCUGACUGACCACAAGCAGUCUCUCAGCAGGGGCCGUCUCAGAGGCAGCAUGAACUCCAGGAUUCCGUCUGCUAGGGGCUGGUUCAGCAGCCGCCCACCCACCUUGGAGCCUGCCCUGGAGCCUGCCACAGAUGGGCCAGCCUCUGAGACCACCACCCUCAGCCCAGAAGCCACCAGCUUUAAUGACACCAGAAUCCCUAAUGUGGCUGGUGGCUCGGCCGGCGUGGGCACAAUGCUUCUGUCCUUUGGGAUCAUCACAGUGAUUGGCCUGGCUGUGGCCAUGGCACCUGCCCUGGAUCAAGCCUUUGGGACCACAGGAACUAGGGAGAGAAGCUCCUGCCCUGUGGUUCUCUCAGGGAGUGGGAGACAGGUUUUGUACAUCAGGAAGAAGAAGAGGCUUGAGAAGCUACGCCACCAGCUCAUGCCCAUGUACAACUUUGACCCCACGGAGGAACAAGAUGAACUGGAGCAGGAGCUGCUGGAAUACGGGCGGGACGCUGCCUCUGUGCAGGCUGCUGCCUCCGCGCAGGCCACACAGGGCAAGACCACUCUCCCCUCUCAAGGCCCACUGCAGAGGCCCAGCCGGCUGGUGUUCACUGACGUAGCCAAUGCCAUCCAUGCAUGAGUGGCCUGGGAACAGGCCUGGACCUCUGAUGAAGACACCUGCCACAGUGCCCACAGAGCUGCCCACUCCGUGAUUGUUAAGACCUACUCUCAGGACCUGCAGUGCCAAGGCCCCAGCUGUUCCGAGGACCCACCUGCUGACUCUCCAGGCUAUAAGAGAGGCCCUUGGCCAGGCUGGGCAUGUGGCCAGUGAUGAUCCCUGAUCUGAGGGCCCUGGCAUGGAGGGCAUCCCUUAUGUCAGGGAGGUUGAGAGUCACUGCUGGCUUCUUUGUGUCCUGCCCAGACCCCUCACAUCAGGGUCUGCUCCUCUAAUGUAGAGGAAAUGUGUGGAGAAAUUUGGAAUCUAGAGCCUCCUCUGGGAUGGGGAGAGGCAACCACCCAGGUCUUGGGGACAGGGUGUGGUGGCACCCUGGGAGAGGCCCAGGGAUGGAGCUAAAACUGCCCAGUGGGCAAGGAUGCCAGGAGGAGGGCUGCUUGUACCCAAGAUCCAUCCAUAUUCCAGAGGGCCCAUGAGGUCUCCCAGCCACCCCUCCCUGGCAGCCAGCUGUUAGCUGGACCCAAGCUAGGCUGGGAGCCGAGGGGGAAGAGGGGGAACUGGUGUGGAGGGAUGCAGUGCCCAGACCUGCAGAAAGGCCUCAUGCAUGUGCAUGAAUGUGCCCACUUGCCCGUGUGGGCCUGUCCCAGCACAGUGGCCAGGAUGGAGACCCUCUGCAUUGGCUUUACCCUCCAAAUCGACCCCCACCCCAUGGUAUGUGGAGGAGCAUCAGGGUAGCCACCUUUUCUGCCUUUGAUGUUCAGGGACGGAAAGGAGAAGGACGCAAAGGCAAGGCUUCUGCUGCCCACCACAUCUCUUCUCUGGGCUCUGAAAGCCAGGGAACCUGCUUCUGAAAACGGUUCCCUGUCCUGGCGUAUAUUGGAGAUCUGGGGUUGGGGGAGAAGCUAUUGGUCUGAGGGCAGUAGUCACAGGCUGUGGGCCAGCAGAGGAUGUUCUGACUACCUGAAACGGGGUGGGGAUGACCCCUUGGGAAACAGCUAAAAAGUCUAGUCUGUUUUUUGAUCACCCAGCCCACCCACCUGUUGUCUACCCACGCCACGCCCCUCAGGAAUUCUACCAGUCUAGGGGAUCUGGGAAAGGCAUUGGGCCAAGCCAGACCCCAAAAGCUGGGCACUUUUUCUAUGCUGGGCAUGCAUGCGCACAUGAGCAUGCACAGAAGCAUGCCCCUAUGCCCAGCCUCACCACCUUCUCGGUCCUCCGCUGGUUGGAGGGGACACGGGGGCGGCAUGUACAAAUCUUCUGUUGGGCAAAUACCACGUGUCAGGAUGUGAGGGCCUAGGAGGCCCACAUGGGGAAGAUUCUGGAUUUAUUCCCUCCUCUAGAUGCUAUAAAUAUGUUAGCACUUGAGCCAAGUGGAGGGCUGUGGGUAAUUUAGAAUGCACAGAAGCUGUAAUUUAACUCACAGCAUCUCCAUGUGAAAGCAUUAAAGAUGUAAUUAAGAUGUUUA